AUGGAGGCUUUGAGCUCACGAUCAGUCUCCCUAUUCAUGCGCUGUCCAAUCAAGAAAGCCGAAAGCAAAGACUCGCUCAUCCCUCCCGAUUUCUCAUCUUCCAAACUCAAGGGAAGAACAUCCCUCAAUACACCCUGCACUUCCUCAUACCCCAGGUGGGCCCCAGCAAGAACCUCCCUUAGGGCACCCACAAGCCUCAUUUCAGAAGUUCCAUUGCCCACAAACCGGGGCCCAAUCGAGCUUCCGACCCCCAUGAUUGACUCCUCAGGAUCAGCCAAGAAGAUAAUAUCGGGAGGCAGCACGCGCACUAAUCAUGGCCCGCCUCUCGCCUUCACUCCACUGAGUUGGCUCGGGAAAAGCGUUUGCCCGGAUCGUCAUGGCGGCAAAAAAGGCUCCAAGCUUACCGGAUUUCAAAAUGGUGUCGAGAACCUUGAAAGCUUGCUCCGCAUUGAGAGGCUUGGUUUGGGUGGGGCCCGUGCAGACCUUCGUCUGCGCAUCCAAAACGACGUCGAGACCGACGGAUUUCGGACAUCGGAUAGCUCGUCGACGGCAGCUGAAUCCAGAACUGAUUUUAUCGAACGACAUCGUUUAGACGGCGGAAGGGGAAGCCGGAAAAGGGUUUUCGUAGGGUUGAUUGCGGGUUUGAUUCUCAGGGUUGCAAUCGGAGGUAGGACUCGUUCUGAGUUCAAUAGAGCUUCCAUUUUUCUUGAAGAGCGUGCACACCCAAACGGUAUGCAGAAAAAUACAGCCCUUCGGAGUUCUCGAGGGUCGAUAGUGUGCCAGUCAAAACGGGCUAAAUCGUCGUCUUCCUGGCCACCAUCUUCGACCAAGUCCCCUUCCAGCCCUCCCUCAAUAACUCCGGUAUCCGCUCUCCGGCAAUUGCUUCUCCGACGGCCAGAUCGGCUCCCAGUUAUCCCUCCUCCACGUGAUUGAAAAUGGAAGCUAUCACCUCAUCGCUCGCCGUCUCGCCGGCACGCGUUCGUCUCCUCACCGCCUCGCCGUCGAAGCUAAUCCCCCCUGCUGUCGCCGGGUUCAUAAACCAUACACCAAGUUGUUAAUUCCUCAAAUUCCAUUCAGGGGUGACUCCUUGGAAAGGCAUUACGGAAGUCUCAUUUCCAAUCUUAAUUGAAAAGUAGAAGUCUAAUGUAAUGAAAUUGAUACUAUUAAACUCUUGUUCCUAACAGGAAAUUUUCCGACGAAAAAAGUUGAGAUGAUGGCCGGAGUACCUUCGUCAAACCACUGCGCAUCUUUUUCAUCAACUUCGUCCUCUACUUAUUCGAUUGGGCUUCAUCCGCUUCACAAAAAUAGUUCUAGUUCAGUGACUCCUCAGAGAAAAACUUUUAAUCUGCAAUCCAAGUGCAGCUCUUUGUCUAAUGUGAUUGUCAUGCAAGAUGGUGUUGUGGCUACUAAAACGGCUGCAAGCAAGGAAGCUUCUCACAUGAAAUCGAAAGAGGGCUUGAUAUCCAUUUCAUCUCCAGAGGACCCAGGCGCAAAGCUGCAAGAUUCAAAUGUAAAUGGCGAUAACUCGACCACUGUUAGUAUUACUGUUGUAGGGGCUUCUGGUGACCUUGCCAAGAAAAAGAUAUUUCCUGCCCUUUUUGCACUUUAUUACGAGGACUGCCUUCCUCAGCACUUUACUAUCUUCGGUUAUGCUCGUAGUAAGAUGACUGAUGCAGAACUGCGAAAUAUGGUUAGCAAGACACUUACUUGCAGAAUAGAUAAGAGGGAAAAUUGUGGAGAAAAGAUGGAACAGUUCUUGAAAAGAUGUUUCUACCACUCUGGUCAAUACGAUUCUUUGGAAAAUUUUGUGGAGCUUGAUGGGAAGCUCAAGGAGCAUGAGGAUGGAAGGGUUUCAAACCGGCUAUUUUACUUAUCAAUCCCACCAAACAUAUUUGUUGAUGCUGUGAAAUGUGCCAGUCUCUCUGCCUCUGCGUCUAAUGGUUGGACUCGAGUCAUUGUUGAGAAACCUUUCGGGCGUGAUUCCGAAUCCUCAGCUGCUUUGACUUGUGCUCUAAAGCAAUACUUAGAGGAGGAUCAAAUUUUCAGGAUAGAUCAUUACCUUGGUAAAGAGCUUGUGGAGAAUCUUUCAGUCCUACGUUUCUCAAAUCUUAUAUUUGAGCCCCUAUGGUCGAGGCAGUAUAUAAGAAAUGUUCAGUUGAUUUUCUCAGAGGACUUUGGCACCGAAGGAAGAGGAGGAUAUUUCGAUCAUUACGGGAUAAUUAGAGAUAUUAUGCAAAAUCAUCUGCUCCAAAUACUAGCCUUAUUUGCCAUGGAGACACCCGUUAGUUUGGACGCUGAAGAUAUCAGAAAUGAAAAGGUUAAGGUUUUGCGCUCCAUGAGGCCUCUAAGUGUUAAUGAUGUCAUCAUAGGACAGUAUAAAAGUAACACACGUGGAGGUGUCUCUCACCCUGGAUACACUGAUGACAAAACAGUGCCGAAAGACAGUUUAACCCCGACUUUUGCUGCGGCUGCACUUUUUAUAGAUAAUGCAAGAUGGGAUGGUGUGCCUUUCCUAAUGAAAGCAGGGAAAGCCUUACAUGAUAAGAGGGCUGAAAUACGGGUGCAGUUUAGGCAUGUUCCUGGUAAUUUAUACAACCGAAACGUUGGUACUGAUCUAGACCGAGCAACAAAUGAGCUCGUGAUUCGUAUUCAGCCUGAUGAAGCUAUUUAUCUGAAGAUCAAUAACAAAGUUCCAGGAUUGGGGAUGAGAUUGGACCGAAGUAAUCUUAAUCUUCUUUAUAAUGCGAGAUACUCGAAAGAGAUACCAGAUGCGUACGAGAGACUUCUUCUAGAUGCGAUCGAAGGUGAAAGGAGACUUUUUAUUAGAAGUGAUGAAUUAGAUGCUGCUUGGAGGCUCUUCACACCUGUUUUGAAAGAGCUCGAAGAAAGGAAAAUAAUCCCAGAGUACUAUCCUUAUGGGAGUCGAGGUCCUGUUGGAGCUCAUUACCUUGCAGCCCGAUACAAUGUCAAGUGGGGUGAUGUUGGCAUCGAUGACUGAAAAUCAGCUUUUCGGGGGAUCUCCUUUCUUCUUCUUUUUCUUUUUUUUUUU
This is a messenger RNA of Striga asiatica, 3049 nucleotides long. The record is from the annotation of a GenBank genome assembly. Lineage: Eukaryota; Viridiplantae; Streptophyta; Magnoliopsida; Lamiales; Orobanchaceae.